GUCCCACAAACGAGCAGACGGAAAUCGCGAGUCCUCGACGUCCUGGCUAAUGAUGCUGCACGUUGCCCUCUCUGCUUAUGGGGAAUAUGUCGGAUCUUCGGCUCUACGCCGUUCUCCACCGACUCGAAAUGAGGAGAGAGAGAGAGAGAGAAAGAGGAUUCGUGCAUCAAGAUCGGAUCGAUUCUCAAGAACGAGAAAGUAAUGGCCCAUGAAAAUUCACGAGGUACGGAGCAGGGAGCGAUAGGCUGCGUGUGAAGAAAUACGUCAUAUCUGUCGAAAAUUUGGGCUAGUGCUUUAUCCGGCCAGGUGAAAUUCGACGAUGGAAAAGAGUGGUGAUGCAGACGUGGAAGGUGCAGUCGCAGUGAAACGACCGGAUAAAAUUCAGCGGAUAGAAUCUCUUAAGAAUUCGAAUUCUCGAACAACAACUAACCGAAUCGAACCGUGUCAAACCGAGUCGAGGAAAGGGCCCAUAGAGAGAUAAAAAGAUAGAGAGAGAACCUCGCUCGAUUCCACCCCCUUUCAACCGCUUUAUCUUCCUUCCUUCGAUUCGAAAGGCCUUAGGCCGCACGUUCGAUUCAUCGUUCCAUCCUCGAAACCAGAGAGAGACAGAGAGAGAGA
Apis dorsata (giant honeybee) is the source of this 618-nucleotide messenger RNA. RefSeq lists its product as uncharacterized. The transcript is spliced from 4 exons. The annotation marks the transcript as partial. Lineage: Eukaryota; Metazoa; Arthropoda; Insecta; Hymenoptera; Apidae. The record is from RefSeq and is a predicted model, not a curated record.